CUCAGCAGUCACGUGAAAAAUCCAGCAGAAACAGGAAAUGGUGCAGAGCUGCAGUUUGUAGGAACAGAAGAGGAAGAAAGAUGACCACCGCUGCGCUCACUGCGGGUCUGGAGCGGAUCCCGGAUCAGCUCGGCUACCUGGUUAUCAGUGAGGACGGAGUUCUGGCCUCUGCAGGUGAGCUGGAGAACGACGAGCACACAGCAGGUGUGAUGAUGCAGAUGGUCCGGACGGCGAGUCGCUUCAGGUUACCGGGGUCAGCUGAUCCGCCCUUCAAACGGAUGUCAGUGAUUCUGGAGGACUUCGUCUACACGGUGACAGUUUCUGGUCAGAAGGUGUUUGUGGUGAAACGUCACAACAACCAGCACGAACCAAUCAGUGUGUGAGGACGGACAGGUGGAGGUCAGGUGGUGAUGAAGAUGAAGGUGUGACUGCAGUUUGUUUGACACUAGGAUGUUUGCGUUUGCUUUUUCUGUAAAAUAAAAUUAUUUGAAUCUUU
Molecule: messenger RNA, 496 nt
Organism: Stegastes partitus (bicolor damselfish)
Lineage: Eukaryota; Metazoa; Chordata; Actinopteri; Pomacentridae
Gene: lamtor4
Product: late endosomal/lysosomal adaptor, MAPK and MTOR activator 4
Exons: 4
Coding region: 81-383 (100 amino acids)
Biological process (GO): cellular response to amino acid stimulus; positive regulation of TOR signaling
Cellular component (GO): Ragulator complex; lysosome
Molecular function (GO): guanyl-nucleotide exchange factor activity
Source: RefSeq, a predicted model, not a curated record